CAAAAAACGUGUUUCUCGAUUUUUCACAAGAAUAAGUCUCCGUCGACCUUGGAAUAAAAAGAAAGUUCACAAAACGCUUUCCUUUUUCAUUCAAAAUUCAAGUCCACAAAAAUGUCACAGUUCCAAAUUGUUUCACGUUGUGACGAUUGCAAAAAGCUAUGCAGAUCAAGACCUGAAAAUAUAACAAGAACCCAAUCUCGAUGUGUUUUAGUGCAAGCAAGUGAAAUUAGCCGUGAAGCAUCAACAGAUGAAAUGGAUGAGAAACUUAAUGUUUGGGCAGCAUUAUCACCACCUAUAAUAAGUUCCUACGAAGACUUUAAUAGUAUUGAUUUAAUUGCUCUCGAAAAAGCAACUGCUUUAAGGAACGGCAAAAUUGUUUUGGAUAAAAAGCUCAACGUUGAGAGCUUUUACGAGAAAAUGGAUGAACAUGAAACAUUGAGUAUUGAUGAUGAUCCAAUCAACAUUCAGGAUGUUGCUGAUGACGAUGAUGAUGAUGUGUCCUCGUGAUGAGCAGCAACAAUGUGCAAAACAUUUUAAAUUCACGUCUCUAAACAUUGCAGACAGCUUUAUGAAUUUUUUAUUAAGAUAUAAUUCCUGAAUGGGAUGAAAGUUGAUGGAAAUAAAAUUGGAAGGGACAAUUUUGAUUUGUUGAGAAA
Chironomus riparius is the source of this 656-nucleotide messenger RNA. Lineage: Eukaryota; Metazoa; Arthropoda; Insecta; Diptera; Chironomidae. The record is from the annotation of a GenBank genome assembly.